Molecule: messenger RNA, 3243 nt
Organism: Lithohypha guttulata
Lineage: Eukaryota; Fungi; Ascomycota; Eurotiomycetes; Chaetothyriales; Trichomeriaceae
Exons: 2
Coding region: 1-3243 (1080 amino acids)
Source: RefSeq, a predicted model, not a curated record
AUGACACAAAUAACAUAUGGCCAUGUGUUCCACGACAUCGCAAUCUCGGGUCAUGCCAGAGCUAUCUUCGGCGACGUUCACGUCAGUUGUCCUGACUUUCUCGAGCACCUUACUCCCAUCCAGAAACGGAAGGCCUUGCUCAAUGCACUGUUCUACGAAGAUAUGCACCGUCGAUCUGCGCACAUCGAAAAUGCCAGGCCCAAAACAUGCGAUUGGAUCUGGUCAACCGCAUUCGCAGAUUGGCUUGCCGAACCACAUCCCAAUACCUUGUUCUGGAUCUCAGGUAAGCCAGGGUCUGGAAAAUCUACGUUGAUGAAGCACCUCUCUACCAGUAAAGAAACUCGGUCUAAAUUACCAGGGACGUCAACCGGAGGGAAAGGAUGGUCGAUCUCACACUUCUUCUUCGAUUUCAGAGCGGCUAAAGGAACGCCAAAUACUGAGCAAGGUCUGCUGAGAUCGCUCCUCUACCAAAUCACUAGCGAGUUACCGCUCGAGCGCGAUGUUCUGGCAAAAUAUGAGCUGACUUUGGAGCAGAUAUUGUCCUCGCAACAAGCCGACAAAAUGAUCGACAUGCUUGCGGAAGUGAUCAGAUCCGAGAAAUUAAAUGUGCUCUUCUUCGUCGACGGACUUGACGAGUACGAACACGACAUACGAGAGCUUAUUCGAUUGCUAGAAGAAGUGCGUUCGCGGACGAAAUUGAGGCUCUGUCUCGCCAGUCGGCCGGAACCUGCGAUACAGGCUAUGUUGAAUGCGGUCCCUCAGAUCAAGGUACAGAAUUUCAAUGCAUCUGGAAUCGAGGUCUAUGUUAGAACCACAAUCAAGGACCUGAGGACAAAUGUGAACUAUGACCAAACAAUACCGAUUGAGCCAUCCAUUACCUAUAUCCUGGACAAAGCUGAAGGCGUUUUCCUGUGGGUUCAUUUUGCUGUGAACACCUUUCUCGAGUGCCUCGUGAUAGGUUGUGUCGAAAGUGAGAUCAGAGGUGCUCUCGAGCUUUUACCAACACAGCUCGACAAGAUGUAUGACCGUCUUUUCGAACAAGUGCCGUCAGUGUGCAGGAACGAAGCCUCCAUGGUGUUACUUCUGGUUGAGAGUGCCUCGCAUGUGGUUGAUCUAGUCAUGUUGCACAGGUUGUGGCUCUUUCUAUACACUACUCUCGGGCUUGGUCCUACAGACUAUGAGAAGCUUUCCCUAACCCAAUUUCAGCUUCGUUUGAGAGGAUUUCUUGGUGGUCUGCUUGACUUCGAGAUAUGUAUUGACGAUUUUCAGAACGACUUUAGCAAGAGUGUGACUGAUAUGCACAAUCAAACAGUCCGAGUCCGCCUGCUUCACGAAACACUUCGGGCAUAUAUGAGAGACCGAUCGCAACUACAAGAGUGGAGACACCCAAAACUGUCGUCACUCUAUCACGACAACGCCUGGUUACGAGUUUACACGGAGGUCCUCGACUGUGCGCAUUCUUCCCUGCAGCGUCCAGCAUGGGACAUUGUCUGCGAUGUCGAACAGCAAUACAAGCUCGAACGAAUCUCGAAGCCGCAGCCGUGGCGGGCAGCUCGUGCAAAGUUCUUGUCUUAUACAAGUGAGGUCAAGUCUUCUUCCGAAGAGGACUAUCACAACAAAGUCACGAAUCUCAUGCUUCCGUACGCUGUACUCAAUCUCAUGACAGUUGCGACUGCUACUGCCGUGACCGAGGGCCCCUUGUUUGAAAGCUAUUCGAGAGCAUUGCAAAACCCUAUCGUGUUAUUGUUUGAUACAUUGCAAGGUUCGAGGGUGCAGAUUGGUCUCUCCAUGAAAUACAGGGCUGAACCUUCAAUUUGUGACUUGGCGCUUGCUGCAGCUAGAGCAUGGACCUUAUACUUCAAAGCACAUCGAGAAAGAUUACGACCACUUUCUCGCGUUCAGAUCAGAUAUCUAAUCGUUUGCGCGUGUGGUGGCAGCACAACUUUUGACUCGAGUCAACCCGCCAAAGUGUAUUCAGGGAUUUUUAGAGAUGACACUAUAACAAUACUUGAUAUGCUGUUCGAAGCUGACUCUAGUAUCGAUAACACCCAUGUGGCGUUCCUAAUGCAAAGCCAGUUUUCCGAAAGAGUUGCCCCUUUACUAACAACACUGGAAAAACUCUACAAGCAGUCGAGUGAAAGUUCGCCGAAGACUUCGAUAGAGCUACGGCAAUCCGACUGGAGCAAGUUCACACAUUCUUUGUCCCAUGCUCACGGAGUCGACCUCAUCGAGUUCUGGUUGCGUCAAGAUCAACCUAUCAAGGUCUUUGAUUUGUGGCUCGCAUUCUUCAGAUCCGUUGGUUUCAAUCUGCAUGAAUGGCAGGACAAGGCUGGGAACAACGCGAUACUUCAUGUUUUGGAGACGUUUAGAUUCGAUAAUGCGAAUCUUUGGGUGACAGCCGACAUCGAUAUCAAUGUUUUCACCAUCCAAAAAGCAUUGUCGUUAGAGGAGUUUGGACUCAGAUUACCUAUCUGGACUCCAGCUGGAAGAUCAAUGUUUGACAAACUGCGCGAGACAUGUAAUACCUUUGUCAAGGGCAUCUCACAAUAUACAUAUGCCGACUGGCAUGGUAAGAAGGUAUACCCAAAUGCAGUUUCGGCUCUCGCGAAAGAUCUGAAGCAAUUUCUUCGUGUCGCCAAAAGUCGAAAAAGGGAACUUCCAAUGGUCACCAACGACGCUCCAUCUGUCAAGGUAGAGCGUCCGUUGGUCGAAGUAGAACCUCGGACAGGAGGUACAGCUGGUCAGUCGAGUGAAGUAGACCGUGGCGACCAGGAACCAGGCAAAGCAAUUGCUAGGGCCACGAGCCUCUCGGACAUACUCCUUCUCAAAGCAGAUAACCUCGCUUCGCCAGCAAGCCAGACUACUGGGAAACCCUCGUCUUCCUCAAUAGAUGACCUGAUUCAAGAUAGCGACGAAGACAAUGCAGAAGGCGUGCCAGAAGUGCCGCAAAACGAGGACGAAAGCUCGGGAUCCCUAUCACAGGACUUCAACGAUGGUUUGUUGAAAGUUCAGCAAGGGCAUACGUCUGGAGGUACACCUCUGAGGGACGAACGAAGCCACUCGCGAUCUCCCAGUGCGCCCCAGCAAUUACCUGAGCUUCAAGUCACUUCCGCCGAAAGUCCUCGAGAGCACGAAGGCUUGCAGGGAAAUGCUAGUCCUGAUCAGUUCUCCCGACCACUGAGACCACGUAAGUCAAACCUAUGGGCAGCCCUAAGGCGGUUGCGACCUAAGAGUAUCGGAUGA